Leucoraja erinaceus (little skate) is the source of this 2522-nucleotide messenger RNA. RefSeq names its product scinderin (gene scin). Gene Ontology annotation, cellular component: actin cytoskeleton; cytoplasm. The transcript is spliced from 16 exons. Bases 147 to 2330 code for a protein of 727 amino acids. Gene Ontology annotation, molecular function: phosphatidylinositol-4,5-bisphosphate binding; actin filament binding. The record is from RefSeq and is a predicted model, not a curated record. NCBI's taxonomy places the organism in Eukaryota, Metazoa, Chordata, Chondrichthyes, Rajiformes, Rajidae. Gene Ontology annotation, biological process: barbed-end actin filament capping; actin polymerization or depolymerization; actin filament severing.
ACAGGCACCGGCACGCCUCCCCGCUCUCCCAGCAACUCGCAGAUCACACUGCGUGUUCGCCUCCGCACAACAGCCAAAGUUUAUUUGCCAACAAAUAGAGCUCGGUCGCUGCCGGCAACUCUCUCGGACAGUUCAGAAAGACGAAGAUGGUGCUGUACCACAAAGAGUUUGACAAGGCAGGGAAGGAGCCGGGGAUCCAGAUCUGGAGAGUGGAGCGCUUGGAGCUGGCGCCUGUCCCUAAAAGUUUGCACGGCAGUUUCUAUGUAGGGGACGCUUACCUGGUGAUGCACACCACGGCGAUAAAGAACAACUUCACUUACAAUCUGCAUUUUUGGUUAGGAAAGGAAUGCUCCCAGGAUGAAAGCAGCGCUGCUGCGAUCUUCACUGUGCAGAUGGAUGACUAUCUGGCAGGGAGACCGGUCCAGUACCGAGAGCUUCAAGACUACGAAUCCAACACUUUUGUCAGUUAUUUCAAGGGCGGACUUAAAUACCAGGCUGGUGGUGUGGCUUCAGGAUUUACACAUGUUAUUACUAACAACCUCUCUGCAAAGAGAUUGCUGCACCUUAAAGGCAGGAGGGUUGUGAGAGCAACAGAAGUUCAUCUCAGCUGGGACAGUUUUAAUAAAGGAGACUGUUUCAUCAUAGAUCUGGGAGCGGUCAUUCAUCAGUGGUGUGGAUCAAAGUGCAAUAGAUAUGAGCGUCUCAAGGCUGCUCAGGUUGCUGCGGGCAUUCGAGACGAUGAAAGAAAUGGCAGAGCAAAACUUAUUGUUGUUGAGGAGGGCCAUGAGCCACAAGAUCUCAUUCAGGUCCUUGGUACCAAACCCGAGCUGAAGGAAGGGAACGAUGAUGAAGAUACUGUUGCUGAUGUAUCGAACAGGAAGAUGGCAAAACUCUACAUGGUCUCAGAUGCCAGUGGGUCGAUGAAAGUGUCACUCGUGUCAUCAGAAAACCCUUUCUCACCUGAUAUGCUUUUGAAUGAGGAGUGUUUCAUACUGGACAACGGAGCAGAUAGAAAGAUAUUUGUUUGGAAGGGUAAAAAUGCUAACCCAGAGGAGAGGAAAGCAGCUAUGAAGACUGCUGAGGGAUUCAUAGCAAAAAUGGGCUACCCAUCUAAUAGUCAGAUCCAAGUUCUUCCCGAAGGAGGAGAAACACCAACCUUCAAACAGUUCUUUAAGAAUUGGAAAGAUUUGGAUCAGAGCGAGGGUUUCGGAAACGUAUAUGUCACUGAGUCAAUUGCCAAAAUCAAGCAGAUUGAAUUUGAUGCCUCCAAACUACACAGCUGCCCGCAAAUGGCCGCCAACCAUAACAUGGUCGAUAAUGGUUCUGGACAAACAGAGAUUUUCCGAGUUGAGAGCAAUGGGCGGAUCCCGGUCGACCCUGCUACAUACGGACAAUUUUACGGUGGAGAUUGUUACAUCAUUCUUUAUACAUACAAAUCGGGACAGAUUAUUUAUACCUGGCAAGGAUCCAGUGCUACAAAAGAUGAGCUCACUAUGUCAGCAUUCCUUACAGUCAAUCUCGACCAAUCACUUGGUGGGGCAGCAGUUCAGGUUCGUGUGACCCAAGGGAAGGAGCCUUCUCAUUUGCUUAGUUUGUUUAAGGAUAAACCCCUCAUAAUUUAUCAAAAUGGGACAUCACGGAAGGAAGGCCAGACACCUGCUCCGGCACAACGCCUUUUCCAAGUCAGAAAGAAUCUUGCUACCAUAACAAGAAUUGUGGAGGUUGACUUUGAUGCUCAAUCGUUGAAUUCCAACGAUGUUUUUGUAUUGAAAUUGCCAAACGCUGCCUAUUUCUGGGUUGGCAAAGGAGCCAGUAGCGAUGAAGAGCAAGGGGCUCAAUAUCUUACCACAGUCCUGCAAUGCAAGGCAACAAGGAUUACUGAAGGCAAAGAACCAGAUGCAUUUUGGAAUUCCCUCGGUGGAAAGAAGCAGUAUCAAACUUCAGCUCUGUUACAAAGUCACGAAGUUUAUCAUCAGCCUCGCUUAUUUGCCUGCUCAAAUAAGACUGGGUGCUUCAUUAUUGAGGAAGUUCCAGGGGAGUACACACAGGAUGAUUUAGCUGAAGAUGAUGUCAUGUUGUUCGAUGUUUGGGAUCAGGUAUUUGUUUGGAUUGGGAAUGAUGCCAAUGAAGUGGAGAAAAAGGAGUCGGUAAAAUCAGCAAAACAUUACAUUGAAUCGGAUCCCUCUGGAAGAGAUUGCAGGACUUCGAUUGUCGUAGUGAAACAGGGAUUCGAGCCCCCAACAUUCACAGGAUGGUUCCUUGCCUGGGACACAAGCAAGUGGUCAGGAGACCAUGUGAAGAAAGCUAUGGCUUCACUGAAAGUGGCAUAGAAUUCAACCAAUCCCAGCUAAAUGCACGUAACUUCACAUAAAAAUCAUUUGCAGACAUAAAAUCAAGUGCCGCCUUUCAAAUGCUUUUGGUAUAUUGCUCCUAAUUUACAAAUUCCUGUUAUUUUUCUCAUGUGAAUUAUUUGCCUUCUGUGAUGAUCUUUACAUAAUAAAGCUAAUGGCACCAUUACGAAA